CGCCUCUUGUAUCGUCGCUCGCGCGUUUCUGCUCGUCUCCCCAUGGCUGCCUCUGUGGAUUUCAAAACCUAUGUGGAUCAAGCUUGUAGAGCAGCAGAUGAAUUUGUCAACAUUUAUUAUGAGACAAUGGAUAAAAGAAGAAGGGCUUUAACAAGACUUUAUCUGGACAAAGCAACACUAGUUUGGAAUGGGAAUGCAGUGUCUGGGCAAGAGGAGCUGAACAAAUUUUUUGAAAUGUUGCCGUCUAGUGAGUUCCAGGUGAAUGUGUUGGACUGCCAGCCCGUUCACGAGCAAGCUACGCAAGGCCAGACGACAGUGCUCGUGGUGACAAGUGGGACAGUAAAAUUUGAUGGUGACAAGCUGCGCAGCUUCAACCAGAACUUCUUGCUGACAGCACAGGCCACACCCACCAACACAGUGUGGAAGAUUGCCAGUGACUGUUUCCGCUUUCAGGACUGGGCCAGUUAGUGAGGAUUGGCUGUGGGAAGUGACCUCUCCCUCCACAGAUUGAAGUUAGCCCUAUGGACAGCUGUGCUCCGCGGAUGGGACGUGCUCACUCUUCCUGCCGCUUCUGUCAUGGAAGGUCUACAGAGGUUUCAGGGUUGAUCCCAGUGACCAAGGGUUUAGUAGUAAACAGUCUUCAAAUGUGAGAGGUUGCUUGUCUUAGUUGAAAGUAAUGAAAUGCUGAGGGCAGUGAGCUGUGUUGGAAUCAUUCCUAAAAUGCCUUACAUGCAGCUAUGCUGCUACUUCCAGACUUCUUGUAUGGAAUGCUGAAACUCUCCUAUUUGAAAACAAAAUCCUCUUAAUCUAAAAUUCUGACCAAACGAGUGAUUCCUUUUCAACUUGCAAAGAUCUGGUUUUACAAUAGUAUCUUCCUUCUUUGGAGGAAGAUGCUUGUGGCACGCAGAGAGAAUUAUCAAAGCUGCCUACUCCUCAUUGUAAGAGGGUAGGAAAGAUUGAUCAUGAUUUAUACUGUUUGCAAAAGUAGCAAAUACAGCUCCUGAGUGUGUAAUCUCUCAAAUACAGUUAGUCCAUUCUCUGAUGUGAAAGGACUAAAUAACCUCAUCAGGCUUCCCUUUGGUUUAAGCUUCUCAGGCUUUGGUUAUAGUUAAUUUACAUUGAUUUAUAUGUAGGGCAUGCUGAAUGAUUCAGAGCUCCCAUGCCAAUAACUAUUGUCACUUGCACGUGAAGGACUUCAAAUUGAUUGUUUUUCUUUUGAAGUCUUACCGUGCAAGAAAUAGGUCAGUUACACGAUCUCUGUUUGCUUUAACUGUUAAUUCUGUUGCUAUGAAGUCUGGACAUGUUUUCUCAUAUUCAGUCUGCAAGUUACGAAUACCUACUGUCUUUCCAGGAAACGUAAAAAAAGUGGCACUGAAAGUAUGUAUUACUGUGAAGCCUUCAAUUUUUCUCUUAGUACUGUUACUCAGAACAGGUGCUUUGGUUAUUUUCAACUCAAAACCUGAAUGCCAUCUUCCUCUCAUACAGAUUUUCACUGUAGUUUUCAUGUUAUUUUUAAAUAUUACCUUGAUGGUUGGGGGGGGAGGGGGGUGUCUUGCUUGUAGUUUAAGGCUUUCAACUGCUUUAAAAUAGGUUUCAAGACUGCAGGUUGAGAUUUUCCAUCUUAACUUGGGAACUUAAAGAGUAAAUCUAAGUAUCACCAAAUUUGUUUCGAACUGGUACGUUUCCAUUUUAAGCUGACUUUAAAAAAUACCUGAAUUUAAGCUGAAUUUUAAAAAUUUAAAAAAUUUUAGUUAAUUUAGUUAAAUAUGUGACUACAUUUGCUUGUAACUGUAAAAACAUGAGGGGAUCUUGUAACUCUGAUCUUACUACCUGUUGCAACAACAGCAGCAGCCUGGAUACAAAAGCAGUUCUGGCUUCUUCUGUCUUGUUUUUUGACUUAAAUUGGGAAAACUGUGAAAAUGAGCAAUAUCUGACUUGUGUAAAACCCCUCCAAACAUCUGUACGAUCCCACAAACAACGGGACACUGAGGUGAAAGGGGUGGCUUUGUUUCCACUUAAGGCACUCUAGGCUUUAUUUAAACAAAUAAAACUGUCCCUCUUCAAAAGCUGUUCUGAACUAUUGUGUAACUACUUUUCAUCCAGAAUUUCAAUUCCUGCAAAACAGUGUGAGAAGUCCAGAGUUUUUGAAAACUGUAAAUACUGUAAAUACAGCUUUAUUUCUGUAUGUAGUGAAGAAAGGAGCGCUCUAUUUAAUUACUGUUUGUUCCUAACAGAAUAUGUGAGGUUCAUAUAUUUGUAUUUCUUCUACAAGUUUGGAAAGAAAGCUUAACCCUGAGUUUGCCCAUUACUGAUACAGCAUUGCUGAACUGUGAGCCAGCGUGGUGUGCUUUUCUGGGGUUUAAUUUACUGUUGAUUUUAUGAGUAGUGUUACAGAUCUGCUUUGUGUACGUAAGAGGUUUUGUCCUUUGAAAUGUAGUGAUGGGUGUAACUGUAGCAUUUGCGUGUUGAACUUUGAAGGCAGUCAUCAGAACACACACUUGUAUCUGUGCCUGAUAAGCUUGUCCUGGGAGUAAGAACUUACUGGAUAUUUUUAUUUUUUUAAUUUGUAUAGUAGUUUUUAAGCUCUUUCUAGGCAGAUUCAGUCAAAUGUUAUUCUUGUCAAUUUUCUUGCUGUUCAAGUGCAGACUGCUUUUAAAUCUGCUUUCUGCAAUUAAUACUAAAAUCAAAACAAAGCAAAUGAAGAACCACUACGUAAGACCAUUUAGGAAGAUUACUAUCAGGCCUAGCUGGACAAACCCAGUUUAAAUACUUACUUAGUAAGAUGCGUAGCUGAAAUUGAACUUGGUAAGCAUACAGGGGUUUGUGGAGAGAGAUUUACUAGAACAGAAUUGCUUUAGCCUUGGGAGAAGUGCCCGUUUUAAGCUGCUUACUUCCAGUCACUUAGGGCAGUUCAGUACUACCAUGAUUAGUUGUUGCUCUUUAUGACUGAAAAUGUUGGUUUACUCCAUAAAAAUAUGGAGCCUACAGAAUGAUCAUACAGCUAUGGGAUUAAAUCAGUUAUUUUACAACUGAGUCAUUAAUGGCAUAAAUGAAAAAUCUCUUCUACACUAUCAGGAGAAGUUAAAGGUGCUGCAACACUAUUCUGCUUGUUAGGGCUUCUGUGCUGAAAUGAGCAGGAGAAAACAAACAAGUGCUUUAUAUGUUAUUCAGUACAAAACCAUCUGACAGCUUUAGUGCUCCCUGUUGCUGACUCUGCUCUGAUAGCCAAAUUUACAGUGAGCAUCUAUAAAGUGAACAAGUUUAUGCUCUAAACUGUAACCAGGAUUUGUUAAUGCCAUUUUUUUUUGCUGUUUGACACCAAGUUACUUGUGUACAACCAAUCAGUGAAACAAAGCCAGCUGAAAAGCUGAGCACUUCCACAUACUAAACUGUGGCUACUGAAGACUUGAUAGAUCUCUUGUGUAUGCUCUCUUGUAUUACAAGUCACUGUUUUUAUGUUGCUUUGGUCUUUUGGCAUACUAAAGUUAAAUGGACUCAAAAUACUUGUGCUGUUCCCUGAAAUGGAGAAAAAUUAUUUGUUCUGAUGGUGUGAACGAUUUGUUUGAUGAUUUUGAUAUGCCUACACUUCCUUAUCCUGAUGGGAGAAAAGUACAUUAUAAAGAAAUGCUGUUUUAUCAGUAAAGUAACU
Indicator indicator is the source of this 3649-nucleotide messenger RNA. It is a transcript of the gene NXT2, whose product is annotated as nuclear transport factor 2 like export factor 2. NCBI's taxonomy places the organism in Eukaryota, Metazoa, Chordata, Aves, Piciformes, Indicatoridae. The transcript is spliced from 4 exons. Gene Ontology annotation, biological process: protein import into nucleus. The record is from RefSeq and is a predicted model, not a curated record. Gene Ontology annotation, cellular component: nuclear pore central transport channel. Bases 43 to 468 code for a protein of 141 amino acids.